AUGUACUUUAUACUGUUGAGUUACGUGCUCAUCGUAAUUCUGUGGACUGUAGAUUGCAAAGAUGAACCUCGAAAGCCUUUAUUCACUGAAUAUCCUAGAGAUGCAUUUCCGCUUCAUCGUCAACAACUUAGGUUGUUUUGUCGUGCUGAGGGUGAACCUAUAGUCUCCAUCACUUGGUAUAAAGACGGGAAAGUUGUUGAAACUCAACGGCAUAAACCAGGUACAUCUAACAGAAUUACGAAUGCUGGCGAACUUCUUUUCCUUUCAUUCAGUGAAGAGGAUGAGGGUCACUACUAUUGCAAUGCAUCGAAUGUCCAUGGCUGGACUAGUUCACCUUCCGCUCUUGUGAAAGCUGCAUUUUUUGAUGCCAGUAGUGCAUCUGGUCCUGAAAGUAAGUCUGCCCAUUUCGGUCAGACAGUUUUAUUGGAGUGCAUCCCACCCAUCGGAUCACCAUCCCCUACGGUGUACUGGAAACAUAAUAAUCAGAAAAUAGUUGAUAGUUCACGGACUAGGGUUAUGGAAAGCGGGGGCUUGAGAAUUGAUGGCGCUAAACGUCAAGAUUCUGGGACAUAUCAGUGUCUUUCUGAGAAUUCUGCUGGUCACUGGGAAAGUAAGUCGGCUACACUCACUAUUCGUCGUAAACCUCGUUUUAAAUUUACGCCGAUGAGCAAGCAAGCUGUUGUUGGGGAUUCUGUAGAAUUUCAGUGUUUGGCUUCUGAAGAUCCCAAUUCUACAAUUUUAUGGAGACGAGAAGGCAACAAGAUUAUUCAAGCAUCUUUAAUUGAUAGAAAGACACUGCGUAUAGAGCAUGUUCAGUUAUCCGACGCCGGUGAUUAUAUAUGCGAGGCGAAAAAUGUUGCCGGUAAUGUAGAGGCUGUCGCACAUUUAUCUGUAGUUUCACCACCAAUAUUCGUGGUCACACCAGAGGAUAAGACAGUACCACUUGGUGGACAUGUUUCAUUUGAUUGUUUAACUUCUGGGUCCCCACCUCCUAGCGUCAGAUGGUUACAUGAUAAAUUCUCAUUCUGGAUACCAAAGCCGAGUGAGAAACCACUACAAGCGGGCAGGUACUCGGUAUUUCCUAAUGGGACACUCUUCAUAAACUCAACUAUGCUAUCUGAUGCAGGAUUAUUUGAAUGCAAAGCAUCACAAAAAGCCGGUAUUGUCAAGUCAACAGCUCAGCUUUUCAUCGAGUCUGUUGUGAUAUCCCUACCGCUUAUCGAAAUCGGACCCCAAAAUCGGACAUUUUUUCAAGGGAUGGUUGCAACUUUACCGUGCCACUCAACUGUUCUCCAGUAUACUUUACAGGUUUCAAACUCAUUAGUGCAUUCCAACAUUGAUACAUUCACACCUAUUGUAACACAGUGGUUAGUUAAUAAUUCUGCUGUUUCCACUAGCUCUAAUCCUCGAGUUGUGAUAUUAAAUUCCGGAUCUCUUCAGAUCAAUGCUCUUCGUGUAUCAGACACUGGUUUUUACACCUGUGAAGUUGAAGUUCAAGAUUCUUCAUCUUUUUCAAGACGCUCUACAUCACGGACUUCUUUCGUGCAAGUAAUUCAAGGGGGUUCAUCUGGAAGUAGCACGUACCUGUUGCCUGGAGAUGAAGGUGAUCUGUUGUUGCCGGAUCCCCCAAAAGAUGUUAAAGUCACUAAUAUUGGUGAUACAUGGGUUGUGCUGAAUUUAAUUAACGAUUAUUCUGUCGGGGACGUUAUAAAAAAGCGUAGCCUUGGUGAAAAUGUAUUUAUAACAGGUGUGCAAGUGGAAGUAACAGAGUUCAACACUUCUAAUGGUUGGCGUGUUGUGGAAUCAUCUGGUCCAUAUAAUCCUGUUCGUGUAAACGGUUUGUUACCACAGACUGGUUACCACAUUCUUGUCCGCUACAUAAAUCAUUAUGGAGUGGGUAAACCUUUCAUUCUGAAUAAAUUGGUGUUUACUAAAAUUUCUGAAUCAACACGUAACUAUCUUCCAACUGAGUUGGUCGUAAAAUUGCAGUCUGUAGACUUUAGUCCUCUACAUGUUAGAGCGAUUUCACCUUCUGAGUUGUUGGCAGAGUGGUUCCUAUGUGGUCCAUCAGAUGUUUUGGUUCUUAUUACCGGCUUUAAAGCAACUUACCGAAGUGUACCAAUGUCUAGGUGCAUAAAUUCUAACAGCAAUAAUAAUGGAUAUUACAUCAAAGAGGGCAUCACGCAUUAUCCUAAAGCAGACCACAAUUCAUGUGCCUUUAAAGACGAGUCUAUGGAAAAUCUAUUAGACUCUUAUGAAGAUGACAUAACUCCGUGCAGUUUACCAAGGAUUUCAAAACAGCAAUCGCUUGACUGGAACCCACCUAGUUUUCUAAAUGGUGAAAAGGUUGAUUACUACAUCCAUGUAGGUGUGACUACUACAAGUAUAAAAAUGGCGAUUAGUAAUUUACGACCAUUCAUAUGCUACGCUAUUCGUAUUGAAACAUUUGUUGACCAUCCAGAUCAUAGCAGGAUUUUCUCACAGAAAAGUCAGGUUUCAGUUGCUCUCACAUAUGACAGCACACCAACAGGUGCACCACAAAUAACAAAUGUCCGUUGGCUUAAAAAUGGAACUGUACUUCAACUUGAUUGGAAUCCACCAAAUGAAUGGGAGCGUGGAGGUAUUUUAACGGGAUAUUCUUUAAAAAUAUUAAGUACUGCACUAAAACUUAGUCGUACUGUCAAUAUGGGGAUUGAACAGUCAUCUUUUCACAUUUAUGAUCUCGAUCCAUGGUCUAAUUAUACACUUUAUCUAUCUGCAGUUACUUGUCAUGGUGAAGGGGUUAGAUCACUACCAGUUUACAUCUUUGCAUAUCCUACACGAGGUCAUUUUCCAGAAUUAGGUGUAGCACCAUCCAAGUUCUCAGUAAUGAAUCCGAAUCUGUAUGAAUCUGGAAAUAUUUUCCGGAGGGUUUUGUAUGACGGAAGGAGCCUAUAUCCAGGAAGUCCAUCACCACAGGGGCUUAGUGAACAAAUGAAUUCUAAAACUACCAAUAUUCACGAAGAAAAGGGUAGCCUUACCAGAGAACCGUGGUUCAUUGUUAGUGCGGUUAUGUUUAGUGUACUUUGGGUAAUCAUUUGUCUCGCUCUUAUCAUAUAUGGACGACACAGAAGCGAGCGACAAAGGCGCCGACAUGCUGUUUUAGAUGUGAUGGAUGCUGAAAUAAUUGCCAAAAAUGGACGUCUUGGCGUUGUUGAUUCCACACAGGGAGCGGGUACAGCUUCGCCUCCGAUUUACAUGGGUAAUUUUUCUACUUCCACGGAGACAGAAGCUACAUCUCUUACUUUGGUGGAACCUCUCUCUGUAAAUGCAUCUAUGAUAUCUGACAGAAACCAUGCACCAAAAUUGUGCGAUCCUAUAUUUUGUGAGAAAUCUUACGGAAAUGGUUUUACUCGUCCAAUGGACCCAUCAUACUCUGUAUCUAUGGCCAAUGGAUUUUCCUUAACAAAUGAUGGGAGUUUACAGUCAGUGCCAACAUAUUUACCACAGUACCCUCUUGGUAAUCCAGUGUUGUCUAUAGAUAAUUUAAAGAAUCAUUCAUACAAUAAUCCGGCUGUCAUAGUUCCAAAUAUCCCAGUUGGUAGUGCUCAAUUGUUAUCUGGAGGCACUCAUUGUCCAUCAGAGCUUAUGCACAAUGGUACAACUCAUUUAUUACCGAAUGGAUGUUUACCUUUGCCUCCUACUCAUAGUUCACAUAAUCAAUCAUCAGAAGAUCAUGCUACACCGUAUGCUAGUGUAUCAGUGAUUCAACCUGUAAUAUUUGAUCAUGCACCUAUGGAUUAUGGUGUUAUGCAACAAGUGGCACGUGGUAGACAACUGUCACUUGCAGAGAUUAUACCUCCUCCUCCAGACUACCCACCUCCGUCACUUCCGUCUUUCUCUCCGGUCCCACAUCAUUUUACAAGUUGGUCUCUAGGUGACGCACCUUGUUCGGGUAGCGGUGAGGAUUCAGCCUAUAGUGAUUUUCGACAAUCAUCAUCUCAACAUCAAGGUGGUUGUGACGUUAAUGGUGGUAGUGGUCCGCCUGUUUCUUCUUCACAUCACAACUGGUUAACAUCACAACAUGAAAGUAAUAGUGCUCUUCCAACAUCUUCACAUUCUCUAUCAAAAACCAGUGGUCUCUCAUCAGAGUGGCCUAAUCAUGAAAGUCUGUCAACACCUCAUUCUACAGAUCAACAUAUAUUUGCUCAUCAUCCUUCAACAUCAUUAUCAACGAUACAACCUUCACAUGUGGCAUGUUAA
This is a messenger RNA of Schistosoma mattheei, 4242 nucleotides long. The record is from the annotation of a GenBank genome assembly. NCBI's taxonomy places the organism in Eukaryota, Metazoa, Platyhelminthes, Trematoda, Strigeidida, Schistosomatidae.